UAAAUGUCAACGUCAAGAAAUAUUGACAAUGUAAUCAAAAAGCAACAAAUCGUAUUUAUUUCACUUUCAUAAAUAAAAUUCUUUACAUAAACUUUAACAAGCUUGCUUAAGUGUUUAUUAGUGUAUAAAAAGUAUAAAUAAAGCCAUAAUGUCGUCUAGUCGUUCUAAAACUUCGAUUUUGGACAAGCCCUUAAGCAAAGGCAAAGGGGAGGUUUCCUUAGCUCUUUACGCGCUUUUAUUUUCGGAAAUCGUACAGUUCUGCCAGAAUAGAUCGCAUUCUAUUCAUGAACUCCAAACAAAGUUGUCUGAAAUGGGUUACGAUGUUGGUACAAGACUCCUCGAUCUUUACUUUGUGAGGGAGAGGAACAGCAAACGAGAAAUAAAGUUACUGAAUAUGCUACUGUUUGUAAAAUCUACUCUGUGGAAGGUAUUGUUUGGAAAAGAAGCAGAUAAGUUAGAACAUGCUAAUGAUGAUGAAAGAACGUAUUAUAUAAUUGAAAAAGAUGCAUUAGUUAACAAGUUCAUAAGUGUACCCAAAGACAAGGGCUCUCUGAAUUGUGCUUCGUUCAAUGCUGGGAUUAUUGAAGCUGUUUUAACUAAUGGUGGAUUUCCAGCCAAAGUAACAGCCCAUUGGCACAAAGGAACUACGUACAUGGUUAAGUUCGAAGAUUUUGUCAUAACCAGGGACAAAUGUUUAGAUGACCGCUAAUUAAAAAUAAACUUUUAAGUAAUUGUAUAAUAAUAAUAAUAAAUAUUUUAAUUUAAGUUAAA
Messenger RNA from Melitaea cinxia (Glanville fritillary), 771 nucleotides. It is a transcript of the gene Trs31, whose product is annotated as trafficking protein particle complex subunit 5. Gene Ontology annotation, biological process: endoplasmic reticulum to Golgi vesicle-mediated transport. The transcript is spliced from 5 exons. Gene Ontology annotation, cellular component: TRAPPIII protein complex; TRAPPII protein complex; TRAPPI protein complex. The coding region runs from base 149 to 709 and encodes 186 amino acids. The record is from RefSeq and is a predicted model, not a curated record. Lineage: Eukaryota; Metazoa; Arthropoda; Insecta; Lepidoptera; Nymphalidae.